Molecule: messenger RNA, 379 nt
Organism: Racocetra fulgida
Lineage: Eukaryota; Fungi; Glomeromycota; Glomeromycetes; Diversisporales; Gigasporaceae
Source: the annotation of a GenBank genome assembly
AUGACAGCACCAAAGCAAGCAAUGCAAAAUCGAAAUGAAAACGCAGUAAAACAAAAUACACCUAAAACAAAUCAAACAACGAAAUGCAACCUAAAAACAAUGCAAAAAACAGUGCAACCCACCUAUAACGACAACACCAAAGCAGGCAUGGGUGUUAGUUAUGCAGCAGCAAAGAAAAAGAUACUUAAAACACCUGAAACAAAUCAAAACGAUGAAAUGCAACCCAAAGAACGGCGAAACCCACCUAUAAUGACAACACCAAAGCAAAAGGCGCAAAAUCGGCACCAACAACAAAUGGUUAUUAGUUAUGCAGCAGCAAAGAAAAAAACACCUAAGACACCAAAUAAUGAAAUGCAACCCAAAGACAAUCAAACGAAUG